CACAACCUUUACGACUUUCCCUAGUGAAGGCUACUCUAUGAUGCGACUACGCCGUUUUAUGGGCCUUGGGCUGCCGCUUUAUUUUGGAAUCACCCAGGCCGUGCCAUGCGGCAACGUCACGAUUUCUAGCGCCGCCGAUGCAGCUGAAAUCAGGAGCACCUGCACUGUAAUCAGUGGAGACCUCGACUUCACCUAUGAUUUCAACAGCACCAUCAAUCUCGAUGGGGUUGAAGAAAUACAAGGAGGAAUUUAUCACUCUGGUUGCAGGGCAUUUCCUGAAACAUCAGAUUGCCCGUCACCGUCACCGUUCUCCAUCUCUGGUUCCACCCUCACGACUGUAAAGGGUACUGUAUCCCUUAAGUUUUUUAAUGGACUAAAGGAGCUUCGAUUCCCGAAUCUCACGACUGUAGAGGGCGCCAUUACUCUGUUCCACCUCUAUGAUCUCGAGCGACUUGACAUCACAAAGCUCUCGCACGUUGGCAGCAUCUUACUCGAAGCGCCGAACAUGACGACCUUGGAGCAUGAGAGCUUAAAAUCAUUUACGAACAACGCUGGUUCAGUCACUUUAUGGGCUGCUGGUGUCGACUCAGUGGACAGUUUCUUCAACUAUCCAAUUGAAAUCGCAGAGGACGCCUCCGAUUCCCAGUCGUUCAUAGAUGUCUACGAGCUCCCUAACAUCAGACACAUUAAUAUUGGAUGGCCUAGGGUGAAACAAGUCACCAUCAAGGGAGACAACCUCGGCGUCACCCUUGGCACGGAAAAUACCACGUCCAUGGAUAUUGGCAUUCUCUCACUUCUAGGCAACAUCACCGACUUGGCUCAAGGAGACGUGUUCACAAAUCUUACUGUCGGGCAGCUAAUAGUCAAAGACAACUUUGACAUGACACACUUAAAUGUGUCUUUCGAUCAGUUGUCCACCCUGGAGAUCAAUCAGUGCGAUGGCCUCAAGACUUCGCAGGUUCCCCCCAAGGCUAUCGACUAGGAAGACUUUAGACUACACAUCAGAUCGUGUUUGAAUCUAAAUCUCAGUUCCGAAUAUCACAUCAAUAGCGAUGGCGAGAAUGAGAAAAGCUGGUAUUGGCCAAACAAUAUCACACUCAUCAACAUUGAUUCCACCCCCACGGCUAAUGAGUUCUUCAAAAGUUUCCGAGAGAGAUACAAUGAGACCAACUCGAAAAUCCCCAAAGUCCUCCAAAGGUUCUCUGUAAAUCCAGCCCUUGUAUUGGAUUUCAAUUGCGCACCCUU
Ilyonectria robusta is the source of this 1245-nucleotide messenger RNA. RefSeq lists its product as uncharacterized. Bases 38 to 982 code for a protein of 314 amino acids. The record is from RefSeq and is a predicted model, not a curated record. The transcript has 3 exons. NCBI's taxonomy places the organism in Eukaryota, Fungi, Ascomycota, Sordariomycetes, Hypocreales, Nectriaceae.